Messenger RNA from Phyllopteryx taeniolatus (common seadragon), 2865 nucleotides. RefSeq names its product palmitoyl-protein thioesterase 2b (gene ppt2b). Gene Ontology annotation, molecular function: thiolester hydrolase activity. Gene Ontology annotation, cellular component: lysosome. The record is from RefSeq and is a predicted model, not a curated record. NCBI's taxonomy places the organism in Eukaryota, Metazoa, Chordata, Actinopteri, Syngnathiformes, Syngnathidae. The transcript has 8 exons. Bases 227 to 1144 code for a protein of 305 amino acids.
CAAAAACAGAAAAAAAUAAAACAGUUACUUCACCCUCGCGCGACUGCAGUGACCAGUCGGUGUUUUCUCCAACCAUCAAAGGGAUUUGAUUUAUUUUUGGAUAUGUCGGUGGAAAACCAACUAUGUGGAAGUCCCGUCGAAUUUGUCAGAGAUGAGGGGGCGGGGAAUGGAGCGAAUUUUAACUUUUACUUUUAAAUGAUUUACCUCCGUGUUUCAGUCGAGCACGAUGAUUAGCUUUGCGACUGACUCGAUGAGCCGGAGAGCGGAGAGGAGCAGCGGGGCAGCCAGCCUCCUGUGGCCGCUGCUCGGUGCGUGUCUGUGGGCUGCCGCGGUCGUCGCCUACAAGCCGGUGAUCAUCGUGCACGGCUUGUUCGACAGCUCGGGAGAUUUUAAGAACCUCCAGCGCUUCAUCAACGAGUCUCAUCCUGGAACAAAUGUGACCGUAAUUGACUUGUUCGACCGAAGUUCCAGCCUGCGGCCCAUGUGGAACCAGGUGGAUGGUUUCAAGGCGGCCAUUUAUCCUAUCAUGCAAAAUUCAGCGGAGGGAGUCCAUUUUAUCUGCUACUCUCAAGGUGGACUGGUUUGCAGGGGAAUCUUGUCCACUUUGCCAGAUCAUAACGUGCAUUCCUUCAUCUCGCUGUCCUCGCCUCAGGCCGGGCAAUAUGGCGACACCGACUACUUGAAGUACCUGUUUCCUCACUUUGUUAAGUCCAACCUGUACCAUCUCUGUUAUACAGCCAUGGGCCAGAGAAUAUCUAUCUGUAACUAUUGGAACGACCCCCACCACAGGGACAUGUACGCCAACAGCAGUGAUUAUCUGGCACUGCUCAACAGCGACAGACCCAAUCCAAAUUCAACAGAAUGGAAAAAGAAUUUCUUGAGAAUCAACAAGCUGGUGCUUAUCGGAGGACCAGACGAUGGAGUCAUCACUCCCUGGCAGUCGAGUCAGUUUGGAUUCUUUGACGCCAACGAGACCGUUGUUGAGAUGCAGCAACAAGGCGUCUACUUAAGGGACGUCUUCGGUCUGAAGACGCUGGCGGCUCGUGGCGAUCUGAUCUUGUGUUCUGUUCCUGACGUCCAGCAUGUCUGGUGGCACUCCAAUGAGACUGUAUUUCACACUUGCAUGGAGAGGUGGCUGGUUUAGAACCGAACAAACUCAACAUUUUUUAUGAAAUUAGCUUCUAACUGCAUUACGAGGGGGGACUCAGUUUACAACAGAGUUCUGUUACGGCAGCAAUAUUUGUUUGAAGAAAAAAAAAAAAACUUCUGGGCCAUAAAUAUCAAAAAUUCAAAUGAAAAACAGUACAGUCAGUAUGGCUAUGGAAAGCCGUUUCAGCAUUUAUUCGAUAGCCUUGAUAUCCAGCUUAAGGAGUGUGUACUUGUACACUCUUUGUCCUUAAUAGUAAGACAAUUCAGUACAUUAGUAGAAUGACUAGGGUGCACUAGUAGAACUACUGUGUCUUACUAGUGUUUUUCCCAAAGUGCCAAUGUUGCCCUACAAUUAUGCAGAAAUGUCAUACAGUAGUGUAAGGCAAUAGUGGAAUAAACCUUAGGAGUAAGACAGUUGUUCUGCUAGGGCCGUAUUCUCUCAUUCUUGCAUACAGUAAGUUUUUUUUAUCCUGUAAUUCUACUUCUGGCGCAACCACCACAUAGCCAUUUGGAAUUAUUUUCAAGUAAUUACAGUAUAGUUAUUUUCUAAAAUUAUCAUUAUUUAUUUGUUUUUGUUCAUUGCAAGAAAGACACUCAAGGCACAAACUGUCAACGACUGUAAAACUGCAAAUGCUUCCAUUUUACCAGCCUUGAAGCUAUUAUCGAGAAACCAAAUUUAUGAGCAACAACUCCAGAAAGAAGUGUCGAAUCCACUCAUUCAUCAGACAGGCAUCAUUUCUAUGUGCGUUUAGCAGUUUUUGGUUCCGCACUUGUACCUCAAAGCGACACGACAACAGUGCCUGAGAAACAUUCUGUCGUCUUGUGUCACCGCCUUAAUCCUAUUUAAUGCAGUCCUUUUUAUGUACUUUAAAACAUAAUAGUGUUAGCCUUGCAGCAUAAUUGUUGUGUUUUUAUUGAUGUUUUGACAGUAAGUUCAAAAUGACUUGGGCAAUUAUGCUAUUUUAGCCUUGUGAGAGCUAUAUUCUGAGUAGGAACAGUUUUAGUAGAUGACGCCUUAAAUUUCCCCCUCAUGCCUCAGUGUUUCCUGUCCCAUACCGAAAGUGCUAAGAUAAACUGCUAAAAGAAUGGAUGGCUAGAGACAUUAGCAUAAUGUAUGGUCAAAAACUGCACUAUUAUGUUCAUGCAUACUUGUCUGUUCAUUUAUUACUGUUAACUUGUCACUUUUUACCUUUACCUUUGCCUAUAGACGUGAGUCAUUUGAGCAACCUUUGACCGUGUGCCCAUCUUGCAAGGGAUUUGAUUCUCAUAAUAAUGGUACUGUAGUAUUUCAAAUAAAGAUAAUGUGAUUAGCAUAGGAACUUUGAAUAUGGGUGGAUCUAAAGGGACUUCUGUAAAAGUUCCUGAAAGGAACUAUCAACUGUAUGAUGAAUUAAAACAUGAAUGGGAAAAGUUUAAUUCAAUAAGGGAAGAUGAGACAAUCUGCCUGAAGCUUUUGAUUGAAUGUCAUAUUGUUGGAAUGUUUUGCAUUCGUUGUAUCAUGUACUGUAUGCUUGUACAAACUAUUUGACCUAACUUAAUAUCAUGCUUUUAAGGAAUGUCAUCUUUCAUGUUCAUUGUCUGCGUCUGUAAGGUGUGUGAACUUGUACUUUUUAAAAAUAUAAACAGAUACAGCUAUUUUGACAGUCUCCUCAAAUUUAUAGUGUGUAAUCCGUUUGAGGUGUUGUGUCUUUCCUCAAUAAAAGGUUAUAAACGUGA